UAGUUGAAAUUUAAGAUUUUUAGGUUCUGCUUUUGGGAUUUUGGGCUAUUGGAGGUAAGACAUAGGGGCGAUUCUUAAGGAUGGGAAGUUGGAGCGGAGAGGGGAGGUUUUGAUUUUGGAGCAGAGGGAAGUGGGCUUGAUGAUUAGGAGGUGUAGGGAGGAGGCUAGGGUUGUUGUGGAGGCUGCGGAGAGGAGGUUUUGGAGGGAGGUGAAGGUUUUGGAAGGGGAUUGGGAGUAGGAUUCAGGGCUGAGAUAGAAGGAAAUGUGUUGGAUAUUGUAUUUUAAUGAUUUUGAAAGGGCAAAGGAGGGGAGGUGUAGCUGGCAGGAAUCAAAUUCGAUUUUCUUGAGAUGUCUUCCGAUUUGGAUGAUUUUUCUUAACUGUGUUUGGUUUAUUACUCAAUUUUCAAGCGAUAAAGAUGUCUGAACUCUUGGAAGAAUCCUUAAAAUUGAAGUAUGAUAAAUAGGGUGACUAUUUCACUUGUUCUGAUCAAGUAUUAGCAUACAAUCCAGUAUUUUCUUCAGAAAAGAAGUAUCCCAUUUAUUUAAAAAAGUUCCCAAAGCACUCCUGUUGCUCAAUAAAUAAAACUCCUAGUUCGUCCAAACCGAUGGGCUCCAUCUUUUUUUAAAAUGAACUCUUGAACUCAUCAUGUGCAUAGGGAAUAGAUAAUUCAUUGUCUCACAUCAUAGGGGCCAUACCAUUGGAAUAUUCUUCAAAAGCUCAUUCAUAAAGUUGUUGCUUUAGGUCAUUUUCCUCUAAGCAUACUUCAUCUUGAUUGCUUCUUUCCAUUAAUCUGAUGAUUUC
Messenger RNA from Moneuplotes crassus, 802 nucleotides. Lineage: Eukaryota; Ciliophora; Spirotrichea; Euplotida; Euplotidae. The record is from the annotation of a GenBank genome assembly.